AUGGCGGCGGCGGCGGCUCUCGGCCUCGAGCGCGGCGGCUGUUGGUGGCCGUUGAAGAGGUACGGCAGACUGGAGUCCGCCACCGCCGGCCCCGCGCCAGGGGUCUGGAAGACCUUCGAAUCCUGCCAAGAAAAGGGUCUCCUCAGCUUAACUCUGGUUGAAUCGGGACAUUUUCUCAUCGCUCAAGGGCCAACGCUACUGGAAGGAUUUUCCCUAAUUGAAGCUCCCAACUGGUUGAGAGCAGAACGUAAAGGUGAUUGUGUACUCUUUGGGUCAAAAAUUAAGAAUGCAAGUCGUAUGUUUCGAGUGCAAUUCAAUGGUGAUUCAAAGGAACAGGCUCAGGAGCACUGCUCUGGCUGUAUACAGAAACUCCUUCAGUACAUAAAUGUAGAAAAUCCCAAUGGAAAAAUUCAGGACCAAACUCCCUUGACACUAAGCCAAGCCACAAACAGCAAGCAGUCUGAAACUUCGGGGCUCGAGGAAGGAGAAGUGAGGACAUGCAGUGCAGAGGAGGAACAACCAAUAACACAGAACAGAUUGUGCAUCAGACAACUGGCACAGUCCAUGUUGGGAGAAGCAUCUCUUGAACUGCCCUUGGUAUAUCAGCAGUCAGCACUCAACACAGAAGAGCUGGGUCCUUUCCUGCGGCUCUCUCUAAUGGAUCAGCACUUCCCAGCGUUUGUGGAACAGGUAGAAUGUGAGCUCAGAAAGGUGAUUAAUGAGUAGAAAAGGAGCAGAACAGGAAGAGGUUUUACAACAAUUUAUCUCUUGAAGAAACCGAAUGAAACGGGCAUUGUUGAAAUAUUAUUAUUCUACUUAAAAUUGCCUGUAAAGGAAAGUUAAUUCCAAUUGUUAAUGUUCAUAAAUUCAACCGACUGCUGAUGAUAUGCAGUAAUACUGUAUUUAAUUUUUAGAUUUUAAUUAUUAGUAUGUCACAUUUUCUAGCAUGUUUUCAAUAAACGUUAAGCAAUUUCACAAUUAAA
This is a messenger RNA of Callorhinchus milii (elephant shark), 983 nucleotides long. It is a transcript of the gene rec114, whose product is annotated as REC114 meiotic recombination protein. The transcript has 6 exons. The coding region runs from base 1 to 726 and encodes 241 amino acids. The record is from RefSeq and is a predicted model, not a curated record. Lineage: Eukaryota; Metazoa; Chordata; Chondrichthyes; Chimaeriformes; Callorhinchidae.